AUGGAAGUAGAUCUGGUCCACACCACUACCACCGACCAUUUCCGCCUAGGCGGCGUGUGGUUGGAGCCGCCAACUCAACCCGACCCCAGCCGCGCUGCCGAUGCCGUGCUGCUGAUUCAUGGCGUGGGCGGCAACUUCUAUCAGCCCAUGCUGAUGGAGUUGGCUCAGCGCCUCAAUGAGGGUGGCUACGGUGUGGCCUGCUUCGACAACACUGGCCACGACGCCCUGUGGGCCAGAAACCCCGAAUCGGACAUGUGCUGUUGGCGUGGUUGA
Molecule: messenger RNA, 273 nt
Organism: Geodia barretti
Lineage: Eukaryota; Metazoa; Porifera; Demospongiae; Tetractinellida; Geodiidae
Source: the annotation of a GenBank genome assembly